Capsicum annuum is the source of this 1083-nucleotide messenger RNA. Its product is annotated as 18.2 kDa class I heat shock protein. Lineage: Eukaryota; Viridiplantae; Streptophyta; Magnoliopsida; Solanales; Solanaceae. Gene Ontology annotation, biological process: response to heat; protein folding; response to hydrogen peroxide. The record is from RefSeq and is a predicted model, not a curated record. The transcript has a single exon. The coding region runs from base 425 to 904 and encodes 159 amino acids.
UAUUAGAUUUAGGAGUUCAAUUGACAAUUGUGGAGGGAGUUGGACGGAUUCAGCUAACAAACAGAGUCAAUUACAAAGCCUCCCGAGUCAUUUUACCUUUGUAUGCACUACUGAAAUUAUGACUUAAACGCUUCAGAAAAAAAUUCUCUGGAAUAUUGUAGAAGCCUCUUAUUUUUCCUAUUAAAAAUUAACCAAAGAACAUCCUGGAUUAGCCUCAAAUUGGAUAAGAAGUUGUAGAAUAUUGUUGAAUUCUCUGGUGAACAUCCUUGAUUAUAUUGGAAUUACACAGGUUUCUUGGUUCAUCGCCUAUAAAUAGCACAACAUUUUCUCAAAUUUAUAUCAGCAAAUCAAACACUACUAUCAAAGAAAAACUCAAGCUUCAUAAUACAAUCUUUUGCUUUCUUCAAACAACAAAUUCCCCAAGAUGUCUCUGAUUCCAAGCUUCUUCGAUGGUCGCAGGAGCAACAUCUUCGACCCAUUUUCCCUCGACUUAUGGGAUCCAUUCGAAGGCUUCCCAAUUUCAAGCACAAUCGCUAACACCCCCUCCUCAGCUCGUGAAACCUCUGCUUUCGCAAAUGCAAGAAUCGAUUGGAAAGAGACCCCACAAGAUCACAUCUUCAAAGUAGACGUGCCGGGGAUCAAGAAAGAGGAAGUGAAAGUCGAAGUUGAAGAAGGAAGGAUACUACAGAUAAGCGGUGAGAGGAGCAGAGAACAAGAGGAGAAGAAUGAUCAGUGGCACCGUAUGGAGAGGAGCAGUGGCAAGUUUUUAAGGAGAUUUAGGCUGCCGGAGAAUACGAAGAUGGGGGAAAUUAAGGCAGCUAUGGAGGAUGGAGUGCUCACUGUAACUGUUCCUAAAGAAGAGCAGAAGAAACCUGAGGUGAAGGCGAUUGAUAUCUCUGGUUAAACAAGUGCAUGCAGAUCAGCUGUUUUUUUGGAAAGUCCCUUGUCAAUAAUGUUUGUUUUAAGCUGAAUUAUGUGUGUGUGUAAUAGUCUAAGGUUGUGUGUCUUCGUCUUGCAGUUGUAAGCAAGAAAAUGUUGUGAGAGUGUGAUCAAUGAAUAAUUUUCUUUUAACGUUUAUUUAAA